AUGGCCUUGGGUACACUGGAAAGUGUUUUCCCACCACAUAAGUAUCGGCACCUUUUACGGCCGCAUUCAAUCAUCACAUCCACCUCUGUUGUUUACAUGGCCAGUUCAGACAGCGGCCUUACAAGAAAUGAACUCACUGCUAUCGUGAGUAUAAUUAUUUUCCGGCUAAACCACAAACCAUUCAGAAAACUCCAGUGCCAUCCAGCCACAUAUGAUGGGAAUGAACUCAUUCUACAAUAUUCGCCGCUGUGGCGCUUUGGGACAGAGGCACUAAGUAGCGCCUAUGAAACUGUCUAUGCGCUAGCUUUUGAGUGA
Messenger RNA from Penicillium salamii, 315 nucleotides. NCBI's taxonomy places the organism in Eukaryota, Fungi, Ascomycota, Eurotiomycetes, Eurotiales, Aspergillaceae. The record is from the annotation of a GenBank genome assembly.